This is a messenger RNA of Sinocyclocheilus grahami, 1123 nucleotides long. RefSeq names its product MTSS1-like protein. Gene Ontology annotation, biological process: cell projection assembly; plasma membrane organization. The record is from RefSeq and is a predicted model, not a curated record. The transcript has 8 exons. Bases 413 to 1123 code for a protein of 236 amino acids. Gene Ontology annotation, molecular function: phospholipid binding; actin binding. Gene Ontology annotation, cellular component: actin cytoskeleton; cytoplasmic side of plasma membrane. Lineage: Eukaryota; Metazoa; Chordata; Actinopteri; Cypriniformes; Cyprinidae.
CGAUUCGCAUGGAUCGAGUUACUGGCUCUCUCGCAUUGCGAGGCUGCUACUCAGUUCACUCACUCAACUGUCUCUGCCGGGCGGGUGGCGCACUCCGCUUCUCACAUCCAUUCAGCUCGAUUCCGCAUCGUUGUCCGAAGAUGACCGUGACUAUUGCGGGGCCAUCCACGAGCCUAACCUCCACCAACCGCGGAGAGUAGAACCGGAGCCGAGGAGAGAGAGAGUGAGAGAGUGAGAGAGAGAGUAACCCACCUCUCUCUUGUCUCUCCCCAUCAUCUGCCUCAAUCCUCUUGGUAAACCGACAGCUGAAGACGCAACGAUUUCUGCUGAAAUCUAGCUCUCAAAAAACACUCUCACACACGUCUCGUCGGGAUAUUGUGGAAGUAAUUUCACAGAAGGAUAUUCACUGAGGAUGGAUAAUAUAAACGUGGAGUCGGUGGAGAAGGAGUGCGGCGCGCUUGGUGGAUUAUUCCAGGCGAUUGUCAAUGAUAUGAAGUGUUCAUAUCCUGUCUGGGAAGACUUCAGUGCGAAGGCCACCAAGCUGCACUCUCAACUCCGAACCACGGUUUUAGCAGCUGUGGCAUUUCUGGAUGCCUUUCAGAAGGUGGCGGAUAUGGCAACCAACACAAGAGGUGCUACCAGAGACAUCGGAUCAGCUCUGACCCGCAUGUGUAUGAGGCAUCGCAGCAUUGAGGCUAAACUACGCCAUUUUACUAAUGCUUUGAUGGAGAGCCUGAUCACUCCUCUACAGGACCGUAUUGAAGACUGGAAGAAGACAGCCAAUCAACUAGACAAGGACCAUGCCAAAGAGUACAAACGGUCUCGUCAUGAAAUAAAGAAGAAAUCUUCAGACACCUUGAAAUUACAGAAGAAAGCCAGGAAAGAGCUACAGGGCCGGGGGGACCUUCAGCCACAGCUGGACAGCGCAAUGCAUGAUGUGAAUGACAUGUACCUGCUGAUGGAGGAGACAGAGAAGCAGGCGGUGCGGCGUGCUCUAGUGGAGGAGAGAGGACGCUUUUGUACCUUCAUCAGCUUCCUGCAGCCUGUAGUGGUACAGCCCACCUCAUUCAACAUCACUUAUGUGAACUGUACAGCGGCUCAGCCCUUACACAUUACUCUGUAA